UUGAUUGAUUUCCAAGUAACCCCCUCCUCCCAAAUGUCUCUGUUAUUAAUUUAUGGGCUAGCACGUUGAACGAAUCAGCCAAUGAAAUCUCUGGUGAUCGCGCUCGUAACUCCCCACAGCCAGCCGGCAGGAAGAAGCUGCAACGCUGGGGCGCGAUGGGGGACGCCGCUAGAGGGAGGGGCACCUGGGGAGCGCGCGCUCGUCACCACGGCAACGGCGUCGGCCUUGCGCUUGUCAACUGGCGCCAUGGAGGAUCUGUUGCCGGAGGUUUUGCUGCCGGGCGAAGCCGAGAACUUGGUGGAGUCGCUCAGGAGUUUCCAGCUGCGGGAUAUCGGAAGCCAUGAGUGGCUACGGCAACAGCAAAUGAUUGAAAAGUUGAACAUGCAAGCCAUACUGAGUGCUUCUGCUGGCCAUGAGCAGAUCCUUGUUGAGCUUCUGGUGAAUAAUGGCAAGAUCCCAACUCUCAUUGAAGAAUUAAUUACUGUGGCCAUUUGGAAGCAAAAAAUCUUCCCUAUACUAUGCAAAUUGGAGGAUUUCAAACCAAAAAGCACAUUUCCUUUGUAUUUAGUGCUGCGACAGGAAGCUUCAAUUAUUAAUUUCUUGGAAACAUUAUUUUUUCACAAGGAAAUCUGUGAAUCAGCAGAGGAUACCAUUCUGGAUUUAAUAGAUUAUACCUAUAGAAAACUGACCCUGUUAGCAGCUCAAAGUGCCAAUGGGAAGAUACCAUUUGAACAAAAGUUUCAACCUGAGAAACUUGCCAGUCUUUCAUCAAUGCAAGAACUAAAGAAACAAGCUGAAAUGAUGGAGUUUGAGAUCUCACUGAGAGCUCUUUCAGUGUUCCGUUUCAUUACUGAUGUGAUAGAGAGUUUGCCAGUAAGUGCUGUGACAAGAAUGUUGAAUACCCACAAUUUCCCAUGCCUUCUGGUGCAGCUGUUAGAGCAUUGUCCAUGGACCAAUCGUGAAGGAGGAAAAUUGAAGAAAUUUGAGAACGGUUCAUGGUAUGAAGUUGCCCCUGAAGACCGUAUGAAGAUGACUAAAUUGGAUGGGCAAGUGUGGCUCGCUCUUUAUAACCUACUCCUUAGCCCAGAAUGCCAGCGCAAGUACGAAUUCAAUAACUUUAACAAAGGCCAGCUCCUCAAGCUUCGUGCCUUCCUGACCGAUGUUCUUGUUGACCAAUUUCCCAAUCUUUUGGAGAUGCAGAAAUUCCUGAGCCAUCUGGCUGUAACAGAUCCUGCUCCACCCAAGAAGGACCUCAUACUGGAGCAAGUUCCUGAAAUCUGGGAUCAUGUAGUCAGAAAAAACUCUGAAAAAUGGCAAGCAAUUGCCAAGCACCAAGUAAACAAUAUGUUUAAUCCUUCAGAAGAGGAGCUGAAAAGCCAGGCUUAUGGAUGGGCAAAGACAUAUAACCUGGAUGUAAUGGAAGCCCUAAUUCCAGAUAAACCCAAGUGUGCAAUGUGUGGCUCUGAGGCCACAAAACGCUGUUCCCGUUGUAGGAACGAAUGGUAUUGCAAACGGGAGUGUCAAGUGCAGCACUGGCAAAAGCACAAGAAAGCUUGCAACUUGAUUGCUGAUACAAUGAAGAAAAUAGAAGAAGAUGUACAGAUGCAAGCAACAUCCAUUAAGUAAUUCUGAUGGUCAAAAAAAAAAGAUCUCAUUUAACAAUAUACAGCAUUCAGAAUGACAGAAUAAAAAAGGCCACCAGGUUAAUAAUUAAUAAAAUACACAGAAAUCUUUUUUAAAAGCAUUUAACAAAUGUCAGCCAAAUAUCUUAGAAAAAAACACAAUCCUUAUAUUCUAGGAGAUAAGUUUUAGUAGAGAACUAUUUCUAGGGUCAUUUAUCUCCCUUAUGAAUAUCAUUGUCAUUUAUGUAUCCUAGAUUUUAGAUGAACAUAUGCUGGAAUGUUCAAGCAUUAGUGUCAAGUUCUGAGUUUCCUAGGAAUUUGGAAGAGUUAUGUUUGAUUAUAAAUGGAGGUUGUUUUUUGUUUGUCACUCAAGAUUCUUUAGCUUCUGAGGGCUAUUUUGUAGUUUGCCUAACGCUACAUACCUUUCAUAUGGUAUAUGCUUAACUAGUAUUUCUGCAGCAGUGAAUAACAUCAUACGUAAUGAAACUGACUUGCAAGACUUCUUCCUUCUUAAAAACAGAAAUAGCUUGCAACCAUUUGAGAACAAAAGCCUGUGUCUUAAUUUUAAAAAGGCCUUUUUGAUUUAAUGAUAUUGCUAACUUAAAAGACACAGAUCUCCUAAGCUGUUUGUUGUAUGCUUUUUUUCAUUAGGACAAGAAUUUUAAAAUACUAGUUCAAUCUUCUGAUACAUACAUAUCAAUCUGAUACAUAAGUCUGUUCUGAAUAAUUUAGAUAUAAUGAGAAAUGAGAAGGGUCAAGAAGUUGCAUUGUUGACUGCACCACAGUUUCUGAAUUAUAUGUGUUUGAUUAUAUUUCUUCCCAUGUCAGAAGAACUGGCUUUGAGGGAAGAGAAGGGAAAAGGAUGUGGUAAAUUAAGAAUUUCAGUUUACUGAGCUGUAUGGUUUCACAGUUGAUGGUAUAUCACAUGACAUUUUCCAUUCUAGUGAGAAAGCUGACUCUGUUAUUUAGUACUUUGUUAAUAAAAGAACACUAAUGAUCUGCUAUAUAUGAGUUUCAGUGCUGCUGAAUAACUAAUAAUCUUAUGCAAAAAAAUCACAGGAAAUGGAAUACAAUUCUAAAUAUGCUUAAUAUCUAUCUUAAUAUUUCUAAGAUAUUUAAUAGAUGACAAAUUUUAGUCUAUUUCUGAAAAUCAUAACCCUCUAGCUUUUUUCUUCUAGCCAAAGUUGUGAUUUUGAGAAAGGCAUUCUUAAUAUGUAGAAUCCUCUUAAAUUUGAAUUUUGGAAUUAUAUUUUUACUCUAUGUUCCAUGUAUUUUCAAUAUGCUUUCUCUCUUCCCUGCCUCUAUAAUAUAGUCCAAGGUUUAAGUGCCUUUAGAAAAAAAUUCUGAAAUCUCAGUGAUUUUGAAGAAAGAUAUCAGAAAUUCCCUCAAAACAGCCAUACUAUUUCAUCCUUAGCCCCUUCUACCCUGAUUAAAGACAGUGAGUACAUUCUUUAAAUAAGCAACUUGACAUAUUCCAGGCGGUUUCCAUAUGCUUAGUUUUUUAUAUUAGGAAGCUAAGAUACCAAUUGUUCAAUAAUGAAUCAACUCAAGGUCUUCAAAUGAUAUAAUCUCUGUAACAAGUUUUCUGUCAGGAAAUACUGUAUCCGUAAGUCAUUCUGCAUAAUAAUUCAUGUUACAAAUAUUUCCUUCAUUAAUUUCCAUUUUAGUUUUUCAUAACAUAUCCUGAUUACAUGCCUCGUUCCAGGAAAGCUGGAAACAAAAAAAAUGGAUGUAUUGUCUUGUUAAUAAGUUUUUAACUAAUUGGAAGUGGUAGAUGAGCUGUUGGUCACAAGAGGGGAAAAUAUUCCAGCAGUUAAAUUUAUGUUGAAAAAUUGUUAACUUGGCUGACUCUAGAGUGAACUUUAAAAUGUUGCAACUUUCACAACAGAACUCUCCUUGUUACCUAUACCUAAAAAGCUCCUCCCAUGUAGAAAAUACCGCAGUGGUAGAAGUUUUUCAAAGUUCAUUUGCUUUUCAUAGUAAGUGCAAGGCACAUAAUGCAGUGCUAUAUUUAUCUGACAGAAAUUAGAGAGUUAUGUUUGUUUUUUUCAUUGUAAAUAAAAGUUUCUUAUUGCAAUUGUGCAUAGGUUCGAACUAUUGUUUCAUUCCUAGACAUUCAGAGUUGGUGUUAACAUUAUUUAUCGGUACCGUAUAUGUGGUACCUUGCUCAAUAGUAGUACUUGUGAGAGGGAUCUUGGAGUCCUAGUGGAUAACCAUUUAGAUAUGAGCCAGCAGUGUGCAGCAGCUGCUAAAAAAGCCAACACAGUUCUGGGCUGCAUAAACAGAGGGAUAGAAUCAAGAUCACGUGAAGUGUUAGUACCACUUUAUAAUGCCUUGGUAAGGCCACACUUGGAAUAUUGCAUCCAGUUUUGGUCGCCACAAUGUAAAAAAGAUGUUGAGACUCUAGAAAGAGUGCAGAGAAGAGCAACAAAGAUGAUUAGGGGACUGGAGGCUAAAACAUAUGAAGAACGGUUGCAGGAACUGGGUAUGUCUAGUUUAAUAAAAAGAAGGACUAGGGGAGACAUGAUAGCAGUGUUCCAAUAUCUCAGGGGUUGCCACAAAGAAGAGGGAGUCGGGCUGUUCUCCAAAGCACCUGAGGGUAGAACAAGAAGCAAUGGGUGGAAACUGAUCAAAGAAAGAAGCAACUUAGAACUAAGGAGAAAUUUCCUGACGGUUAGAACAAUUAAUAAGUGGAACGACUUGCCUGCAGAAGUUGUGAAUGCUCCAACACUGGAAAUUUUUAAGAAAAUGUUGGAUAACCAUCUGACUGAGAUGGUGUAGGGUUUCCUGCCUGGGCAGGGGGUUGGACUAGAAGGCCUCCAAGGUCCCUUCCAACUCUGUUGUUAUGUUAUGUUAUGUUAUGUUAUAUCCUGCCUUUCUACUAAAUUGAGUCGUCAAGGCAACUAGUUAAAAUUCAAAUGGGGGAGGAGUUUAAAAUUAAUUAAAACUAAGACUACUGUAAAGUUAAUAAAUACAUGACUGGUUAAAUAUGUCUUAUGAUUGCUCUAAAGGUAGAAACAAGGAAUACUAAACACAGCUUCCCAUGAAGAAAAUUGAUACUACUGAAAUUUGAAAUUGUUGUUUCUUAUGAAAUAUGCUUUUCAAAAUACCACCAUGAAAUAUUGUUAUCUGAUUCUAUCUGGUGCAGAAU
Molecule: messenger RNA, 4773 nt
Organism: Ahaetulla prasina
Lineage: Eukaryota; Metazoa; Chordata; Lepidosauria; Squamata; Colubridae
Gene: ZMYND10
Product: zinc finger MYND-type containing 10
Exons: 12
Coding region: 82-1626 (514 amino acids)
Biological process (GO): inner dynein arm assembly; outer dynein arm assembly; motile cilium assembly
Cellular component (GO): cytoplasm; centriolar satellite
Source: RefSeq, a predicted model, not a curated record